Leptopilina boulardi is the source of this 1084-nucleotide messenger RNA. RefSeq names its product protein SCO1 homolog, mitochondrial (gene Scox). The coding region runs from base 226 to 1065 and encodes 279 amino acids. Gene Ontology annotation, biological process: mitochondrial respiratory chain complex IV assembly; intracellular copper ion homeostasis. NCBI's taxonomy places the organism in Eukaryota, Metazoa, Arthropoda, Insecta, Hymenoptera, Figitidae. The record is from RefSeq and is a predicted model, not a curated record. Gene Ontology annotation, cellular component: mitochondrial inner membrane. Gene Ontology annotation, molecular function: copper ion binding; copper chaperone activity. The transcript is spliced from 5 exons.
CGAACGUAAACGAAUAGUACCGAAGAGAUUGACGAAUGACAACGAAUUACACGAAGUUGCACGACUAAGUAAUUGUGAUAAUUGCGGUGUUUUAAUCGUUUUAAAUGAUUAUUUAAACAUUAAAAUAAUAAGAAAAGGAAAUAAUACAAUAAAGGUUAUGUAAAAUUGAGAACCUAACCUAAAAAUUCGAAAAUUUAAUUUACAAUUUACAAAUUUAUAAAAAGAAUGUCAAUUCCUAUUUUACGUUCUUUAUUACUGUCACAACGAUGUUCGUCACGAAUUUUACAAAAGGGAAGGAAAAUAAAUACAAGUAAAGCGUUAUUCCAAAAUCCGGUGAAAGAUUCAAGUGAAAAGAUUCAGAAAAUAAAAUUAGUAACAUGGAAAUCAGUUGCUGCUGGAGUAAUAAUUGGUGGUGGUUUUUUGGCAUAUAUGUAUAAAUUAAAAAAUGAAAAAGAUUUACGUAUACAACGUGAAAGAAGACGAGCUAUUGGAAAAGCACAAAUUGGAGGAACAUUUGAACUUGUUCAAUCUGAUGGAAAACUUGUUAAAUCAACUGAUUUUCUUGGCAAAUGGAUGUUAAUUUAUUUUGGAUUUACACAUUGUCCUGAUAUUUGUCCUGAGGAACUUGAAAAAUUGGCGUUAGUCGUCGAUAAAUUGGAGAAAGAACACCAAGUGGAGGUUCAACCGAUAUUUAUUUCCGUCGAUCCUGAUAGAGAUACACCAGAACUUGUUGAUAAAUAUACAAAAGAAUUUUCGAGUAAACUUUUAGGUCUCACUGGCACAAAAGAACAAACUGAUAAAGUUUGUAAAGCCUAUAGAGUUUAUUAUAGUAAUGGACCAAAGGAUGUGGAUAAUGAUUAUAUUGUUGAUCACACGAUAAUUAUUUAUUUGGUUGAUCCUGAUGGUUUAUUUUUGGACUACUAUGGUCAAGCUCAUGAUGCACAGCAAAUAGUCAACAGUCUUUUAAUGAAUAAAAAGAAAUAUGAAAAUAUUAAAAAAGCUGAUGAAGAUGAUGGUGGUGGUGUGUUAUCGAUUUUCGACAAAAAAAAUAAAGAAGCAGUUUAAUUGUUGAUUGAAAAUUAAA